Messenger RNA from Penicillium canariense, 183 nucleotides. RefSeq lists its product as uncharacterized. The transcript is spliced from 2 exons. Lineage: Eukaryota; Fungi; Ascomycota; Eurotiomycetes; Eurotiales; Aspergillaceae. The record is from RefSeq and is a predicted model, not a curated record. Bases 1 to 183 code for a protein of 60 amino acids.
AUGUCUACUGUGUCAAAGGUCAACCAAGUAGUCAUUCUGGGGUUUGACAACAGCAUUACGGAUGGACGUGCCGUUACUCUCGCCAACAUCAAAGGCAUCGGUGUUAUGGUUCUCGUUGUCAUCACCAUCCAGAUUGACAGCGACUUGCUCUUGAGGGACCGCAUGGCGAUGCUAGUGGACUGA